AUGCCACAUAGUAAGAUAAACUCCUGUCGUUUGAAAUCACCUCCUUGGUGGAACGAUGACUGUGAUACUGCAGUCAAAGAAAGGAGAAAGGCGCUAAAAAGGCUCGCCGAGUGCCCUGACAGAGCUCGUCUCGAUGAUUUUAAGUCUGCUAGGAGAAGGUGUUCAGAAUGCAUACAGGAGGCUAAACGAAUUGGUUGGAGGAAACUUGUUGGCAGUUUUAAUUGCAAAACUUCAACGCACCGCAUCUGGUCUCUUAUUAAAAGUUUCAGGCGUAACAAAAACCCUCCCUCGAACCAGGACAAUAAUCUUGACACGGUCUCACUGGCUGCCAUCGAAAAACUAUGUCCUCCCUUUUGUCCAUAUAACGACCACAAACAUAUUGAGGAUAUGAAACGUGAAGAUCUUCUUCAACAUAAUACACAACAAUGGUUGGAAGAACCCUUCUCAAGAGUCGAACUUACUAGGGCUAUCAAUGUGGCUAAAAAACGUUCCGCCCCAGGCUUGGAUCAAAUAGAUCAUUCCAUCAUCUCCAGUCUUCCCGAUGAGUAUAUUACCAGACUACUUGAAUUGUACAAUCAAAUACUAGCACAGGGAGUUAUACCGGACUCUUGGAAGGAUUCCCUAGUCGUUCUUAUUCCUAAAACCGAUGGGAAGUCUGUGCGCCCAAUUUCUCUUCUCUCAUGUUUUGCCAAAUUAAUGGAAUACAUGAUAUACUUUAGACUUAGAUGGUUUAUUGAAUCACGUCCUCUUCUUCCACAAACGCAGUCAGGCUUCCGACCAACCAGGUCUUGCAUAGAUAACCUCGUGACUCUCACCUCUAAUAUCAGAACAGGCUUUAUUAGGAGAUCUCCUACCGUAGCAGUAUUUCUCGAUAUUGCGGGAGCUUUCGACAAUGUUAUACCUCACAUUCUAAUUAGGGACUUGUAUGAAAUUGGCAUUCCCGCCUCUAUUAGAAAAUUCAUUGAAAAUUUCAUCUCUAUGAGACGUCUGCAUUUCGUGGUAGACGGUUCUCUCUUAGGACCGUUUAAUUCUUAUAAGGGCACACCUCAGGGCUCCACACUCAGUCCUGCGCUUUUCAAUAUCUACCUUAAAGAUAUCAACGAUCACAUUCAUUCAGAUUCUCGUAUUUUGCAAUACGCUGACGAUGUUGUCAUAUAUUCCACCUUAAGAAACAUUGACUCAGCUAUCUCAUCCGUGCAAAAAUCGAUUGAUAACAUUAAUACAUGUUUAAGAUACAGAGAUCUCGAACUGUCACCGUCUAAAUCGAGAUAUAUGAUAUUUUCUCGCAUCAAAAGUUGCUCAGAGGAUCCUAAUAUUCAAAUCUCUAACACACAUAUCCCCAGAGCUUACACACAUAAAUUCCUGGGGGUUGUCUUAGAUGACAAGCUGUCGGGUAUUCCACAGCUAAAGGCCCUCAUAGAGAGAGGUAAGAAUAUUGCUAAUAUAAUUUCUUCUUUGGCCGGAGUCAAAUGGGGUUCACAUCCCGACGUGCUGCUUACGGUAUACAGGGCAACUCUUAGAAGUGCUAUCGAAUAUGGAGCUCAGAUCUUUACAUGGAACCCGGAGUCUGAAAACUUUGUUAAACUUCUCAGAAUUCAGUAUAAGGCUAUUAGAAAGGCUAUGGGAUAUCGGAUUUCCACCCCCAUUAAUGCCAUGCUGAGCGAGGCAAGGGAACCUCCUCUACACUUAAGAUUUUCCUAUAUCACAUCCAAAUAUAUAUACAAAGCUAUGGCUAACAAAUUUAGUACAUCAUAUGAAGCCCUUAAAGAACUGGAACUUACAGCCAUCCAAAAAAACCAGAAAUUGAAGACCAUCAAAAGUUCUAAUCUAUUCAAGUCUUAUAUUACACAUCUUGCAGACAAGAAAAUUACACAUCGCGCCACAUACCCUCCAGCCUUCUGGCACGAAUUUGAAGUCAUGGCCAAACCUAUCACUUAUAUCGGCAACAUGCUUCUCUUUCAUUCAAAGGACGAUCCCCACGCUACGGCUGCCAUUUCUUACGAGAUUUCACUAGAAUACAGAAUAGAUGCCAUUUCUAUUUACACAGACGGUUCCAAGGAACCUGACAGUGCUGUCGGAGCUAGAGUAUACUCCCCCGAUCUGAAUAUCAGCAUUAAACACAAGCUGCCAAGCGAAACCUCUAUUUUCUCAGCGGAGCUUUGGGCUCUUUACCAAGCCGUCCUCCUCGCCAGAGAUUGUGGAAGCAACAAAGUUGUCAUUUUUUCAGACUCCAAGAGUGCGCUGGAUGCAGUCAGCAAUCAUCACUACAUACAGAACAACUACAUUGUCUACUACAUCAAGCAAAACAUUCUUCUGGCCAUGCAGCAGGGAAUCACAAUCACCCUUUUCUGGAUCCCAUCUCACGUGGGUAUUCCGGGAAAUGAAAAAGCGGACGAAACAGCCAAAUCUGCCUCUCUAACGGGACUCUCUACAGCCUUCAGGAUUCCAUAUGAAGAGCUAUACGCUGUAUCUAAGGAACGAUUGCAUUGUAGAUUUACUGAAUAUCUUAAUUCAUCUGCUGGAUAUAAAGACGCUCUCAAUCAUGAAUACUUCCCUAGAACUUCCUCUAAACCUUGGUUCAAUGAUCUAUCUUGGAGUAGAAAUGAGAUUGUUAUGAUCAACCGACUCAGAUCUAACCACUAUAAUCUCAAUAGCAGCCUACACAGAGUGAAUAUAGUGGAAUCUCCUGCUUGCCCCUGUGGGAAUAAUAAUCAAGAUAUCAAUCACGUAAUUUUUCAAUGUGAAGUAUAUAAACAAAACUCUCUCCAUCUACGAAACUACCUUAAAUCCAAAUUUCCCCAACACCCUGAAAACAUAUUUCCCGCCCUAUCCAAUCCCUCUCCUAAGCUCUGCAGGCUCCUCACGACAUUCGCGGGAGCCUCUGAUCUGUUCUUUUAG
This is a messenger RNA of Trachymyrmex cornetzi, 2898 nucleotides long. RefSeq names its product RNA-directed DNA polymerase from mobile element jockey-like. The coding region runs from base 1 to 2898 and encodes 965 amino acids. Gene Ontology annotation, molecular function: nucleic acid binding; RNA-DNA hybrid ribonuclease activity. The transcript has a single exon. The record is from RefSeq and is a predicted model, not a curated record. Lineage: Eukaryota; Metazoa; Arthropoda; Insecta; Hymenoptera; Formicidae.